AUGCCUAGCUUUUUCUCAGUCCCAGGUCCUAUCAAGACAAUCUUUGAUAGCUUUCCAUUGGCCAUAUAUCCGGCUAUUUCAAAGCAGGAUGAUUCAAUGAGCGGCGAGAUAAGCCGGCGAAAGUUCGCGUUCCAGGGUUCUAAUGCCCGUCAGGAUACCCCAAACAACACGUUUAUGCUGGGAGUGUACAAUGUAUUUGCCGAACUCGAGUCCGGUUGCCUGCUGGCCACCGAUCCUUUAUGUCUAUACGCCCAAUUCGCGCUUUGCAAGAAGAACGCUCUGGGCUUACCAAACGGCUCCACUUGCGAAGGAAGAGGUUACCCACAUAGCAUUGCGUUACUGUCCCACGCAGCCAGCGCCAAGGAAUCGCUACCGAUUCUUGUUGAAGGAUUCAGCAAGAGGAGCAUCAGAUCUGCCGAGGGGAUUGACGAGAUAUUAAGAACACGCGUCUCUCACGAUGCAGAACAGUUGAUGUACAUCACGAUGCUGGACCAUGUCGUGUACGACUGCUGGAUCAUCCAAGUUCUCUACCACACGACAGAAGAAGAGUUUUUGCGGCUGUAUUCGCACGAUCCCAAGAGCACAACGGCCCUCUUGGGCCACCUCGCCAUAGGCAACAUGAAGCUAGCGCUUGUCAAGCGAAAUGAAUUUCAUUUACGUCACAAAGAGCUUGUCAAGAACAUUGAGUCUCCCCUAAACGUUUACAAGGCUCGUUCAUUGAACCACCUUCUGAAGCCAAUCUUUGACAAAUGCAAGAAGACGCUGCUACAAUUCCAGGAUAUCAUGUCUGAUCCAUCGCUUCGGUCUACAAAGGAUGUCUCUCCGACCUAUUUAGAGCUCAAAAUCGCCAGCUACAUUCUAUGCAUUUUGAACCUUGACGAAAUGGCGCCGCUCAGAGCUUUUGUCGAGAACCAAUGUCAAGGACUCACAAAGCAGGCGAAACUGACGGUCCAAAAACUACAGAAGGCUGCGCUCAAUUGA
Molecule: messenger RNA, 981 nt
Organism: Torulaspora globosa
Lineage: Eukaryota; Fungi; Ascomycota; Saccharomycetes; Saccharomycetales; Saccharomycetaceae
Gene: SAM35
Product: SAM complex subunit SAM35
Exons: 1
Coding region: 1-981 (326 amino acids)
Source: RefSeq, a predicted model, not a curated record